Megalops cyprinoides (Indo-Pacific tarpon) is the source of this 3477-nucleotide messenger RNA. RefSeq names its product syntaxin binding protein 1a (gene stxbp1a). Gene Ontology annotation, biological process: intracellular protein transport; vesicle-mediated transport; neurotransmitter secretion. The coding region runs from base 161 to 1945 and encodes 594 amino acids. NCBI's taxonomy places the organism in Eukaryota, Metazoa, Chordata, Actinopteri, Elopiformes, Megalopidae. Gene Ontology annotation, molecular function: syntaxin binding. The transcript is spliced from 19 exons. Gene Ontology annotation, cellular component: secretory granule; plasma membrane. The record is from RefSeq and is a predicted model, not a curated record.
CGCAGUCAGCUGCGAUGUGAGGUGUACAUACUUGCUCUUGCAUAGACGGGGUGGGAUACAGAAAAGCGAGAGAGGGAGUAAAAAAAAAAAAAAAGAGCGAGAGAGAGAAAGAGAGAGAGGGCGAGAGAGAGAGAGAAACGGUCUGCUACACAGUACCAUCAUGGCACCCAUCGGAUUGAAGGCGGUGGUCGGAGAAAAGAUUAUGAAUGAUGUCAUCAAGAAGGUGAAAAAGAAGGGGGAAUGGAAGGCUCUAGUGGUGGACCAGCUCAGCAUGAGGAUGCUCUCAUCCUGCUGCAAGAUGACAGACAUCAUGACAGAGGGCAUCACCAUUGUUGAAGACAUAAACAAGCGCCGAGAACCCCUGCCCUCACUGGAGGCUAUUUACCUAAUCACCCCCACUGAGAAGUCAGUGCACACCCUUAUCGCAGACUUCAAAGAUCCCCAGUCAUCCAAAUACAAAGCAGCCCACGUCUUCUUCACUGACUCCUGCCCUGACCCCCUUUUCAAUGAGCUGGUGAAAAGCCGUGCCUCCAAAACAGUCAAGACGUUGACUGAGAUCAACAUCGCCUUCCUGCCCUACGAGUCGCAGGUGUUCUCCCUGGACAACCCAGAUGCCUUUCAGAGCUUCUAUAGCCCCCACAAGACCCAGCUGAAGAACCCAGUGAUGGAGCGGCUGGCUGAGCAGCUCGCCACCCUGUGUGCCACUCUGAAAGAAUACCCUGCCGUGCGAUACCGCGGGGAGUAUAAAGACAACGCCACCCUGGCCCAGCUGGUCCAGGACAAACUGGAUGCCUACAAGGCUGAUGACCCCACCAUGGGAGAGGGUCCAGAUAAGGCCCGGUCUCAGCUGAUCAUCCUGGAUCGGGCUUUUGACCCAGUGUCCCCGGUUCUGCACGAGCUCACUUUCCAGGCCAUGGGUUACGACUUGCUGCCCAUCGAGAAUGAUGUCUACAAGUACGAGACCAGCGGUAUGGGAGAUUCCCGCGAGAAGGAGGUGCUGCUGCACGAGGAUGAUGACCUCUGGGUGGCGCUGCGACACAAACACAUCGCUGAGGUGUCCCAGGAGGUGACUCGCUCCCUGAAGGAUUUCUCUGCCAGCAAAAGGAUGAACACAGGAGAGAAGACUACAAUGAGGGACCUGUCCCAGAUGUUGAAGAAGAUGCCGCAGUACCAGAAGGAGCUUAGCAAGUACUCCACUCACCUGCAGCUGGCUGAAGACUGCAUGAAGCACUACCAGGGCACUGUGGACAAGCUGUGCCGCGUGGAACAGGACCUUGCAAUGGGCACAGACGCCGAGGGCGAGAAGAUCAAGGACCCCAUGAGGGCCAUCGUUCCCAUCCUCCUGGAUGCCAACGUCAGCACCUACGACAAGAUACGCAUCAUCCUACUCUACAUCUUCCUCAAGAAUGGGAUCACGGAGGAGAACCUGAACAAGCUGAUCCAGCACGCACAGAUCCCCCCAGAGGACAGCGAAAUCAUCACAAACAUGGCCCACCUGGGUGUGCCCAUCAUCUCUGAUUCCACCCUGCGCCGUGGCAAGAAGGUGGACCGCAAAGAGCGCGUCAGCGAGCAGACCUAUCAGCUGUCCCGCUGGACUCCCCUGGUCAAGGACAUCAUGGAGGAUGCCAUUGAUGACAAGCUGGACACCAAGCACUACCCCUACAUCUCCACCCGCUCGUCUGCCUCCUUCAGCACUACUGCUGUCAGUGCCCGAUACGGUCAGUGGCACAAGAACAAGACCCCUGGGGAGUACCGCACCGGGCCCCGUGUCAUGGUCUUCAUCAUCGGAGGCGCGUCCUUCAGUGAGAUGCGCUGUGCCUACGAGGUCACACAGGCCAACGGCAAAUGGGAGGCCAUCAUCGGAUCGAGUCAUAUCUUCACUCCGACCAGCCUUCUAGACGCCCUCAAGGCCAUGAAUAAACCAGAUGAGGAUCAGACAAGCUAAAAAACGCCCGUCAUCUCCUCUCUCUCCCUCCUGACCCCUCCCCCUGAAGCCCCUCCCCCCCAUACCCCAGCCCAUUCAAUCCCUUCUCUCCUAUAUUAAAUGUGUAUGCAUCUUGCUUGAAAGAAAAAAAAACUGACAGCACUGAUAUACAAAAAGAAAAUGUUGGAACCACAACUACAAAAAAUAUAUUGCAAGUAUUCUCAUGUUUUUCAAUGGAUGCAAAUGAUAACAAUAAAAAAACAUUUAAAUAUCCUACAAUAAGGCCAAUUAAAACUGAAAGUACCAAAUGUAACACUGUAUGCUAUGAAACCUGAUAGAAUGUGUAAAAGAUAAAGAUUUUGUUUGUUUGUUCCUUCAGUUUCCUUGGUGGUGUAUAUUUUUUAUUGAUGCUGGGCGGAGGGGGGAUGGUAUGAUGUAAUCGGGGUCAUAGGAAGGUCACUGGAAUACUGUAGAACACUGCUGCACACCGUCGCAUGGUAUAUCAUCAGGUAUUGGGAUCUCUGGUUGUUCCAGACAUACAGGUUCUCACAGUUUUACCACCAUGAAACAUAACGGUUGGGAAGACGCACCUUGCCUCCCGUUAUGAAAUGUCCAGAGGAAGCGUUAGUAGCACCUGAAAUGCAACUCGCCUGUAAAGAACACAUGCUUCCAAAUGGGAUGCAUAUGAAAAAACCCAACAAAAUGAGUAGUUCAUCUUAAAAAGGGACCAAGACAACGAGAAAGGUUGAUGUUUAGUUUAGAUGAUGAAAGUUUUGCUGUAAAUAGCUACUGGAUCAACUAAGUAUGGCAAAUAUUAUCCCCCCUCCUGUCUCGUGACUGGAAGUAUUUAUUCUGCACAUUUUUUGAAGACUUCACGUUUUAGUGUCAAACGGCCAUUGCUUGCGAACAUUUAAAGAAUAUUCAAAAAGGGCCAAUUGUAUUUCAGUAUUGUAUUCUUGUCCGAUUAAGUCUUAUCAUUGGUUAGUAAUGAUGUUUGACCAUGCACUGAGUAGCUUGUCGUGUAUAUGCCAUAUGUUGAUGUUUUAGCGUCUCACUGUUACUGGUGAUAUUUCUGACUGUGAAGUAGAAAACAUUUUCUUUGACAAUGCCAAUGUGAAUCCACUGUUUUCGAUGUUGUAGUUGUAGCUGUAGUGGUCAAUGGGUAAAAAAAAUCCUGGUAUCUAUUUUGUUAGUCUCUUUGUUUCUGUUCUGGUGCAGUGUUAACUCUUCCACUGGUAAAAGGCUUUGCAGAACAACAUCUUUCCCUCCUUAUAUUUUCUUUUGAUCAUGUUCUUUCCUUUUUUCUCCCUUUUUCCUGGAGAAACGGGCUGUAUAUUGCACUAUGCGUUUCUGUGAUGCAAACGCUUCUUCAGUUUUUUUUUUAAGUUUCUAUUUUAAUUUGUUGCUGUUGUAUAGCAUUCAAUGUGUCUGAUUGAUUUACAAAGUUAUUUAUCAGAGAGAGAAAUAUUAAAUUAAAGGUAGUCUGUCUUAAACUUGUUUUAACUUAUUGGAAUUCUGUUUGCGAGUCGUGAAGCACAAACAAAAGUACUCUA